Molecule: messenger RNA, 2774 nt
Organism: Oncorhynchus masou masou (cherry salmon)
Lineage: Eukaryota; Metazoa; Chordata; Actinopteri; Salmoniformes; Salmonidae
Product: E3 ubiquitin-protein ligase TRIM47-like
Exons: 1
Coding region: 804-2426 (540 amino acids)
Molecular function (GO): zinc ion binding
Source: RefSeq, a predicted model, not a curated record
UCUCUCUGGAGAGGAAUGGGACCUCUGCUUUGAUUCAGUCUCUCUGGAGAGGAAUGGGACCUCUGCUUUGAUUCUGUCUCUCUGGAGAGGAAUGGGACCUCUGCUUUGAUUCUGUCUCACUGGAGAGGAAUUGGACCUCUACUUUGAUUCUGUCUCACUGGAGAGGAAUUGGACCUCUGCUUUGAUUCUGUCUCUCUGGAGAGGAAUUGGACCUCUGCUUUGAUUUGUGAUUAGCUCAAAGCUACCAUGUCUACUGGAGAUGAUCUCUCAUCACGUCAAUGCUGGAGGUUUAAUAUCACAUCGAUCAGCAGAGUAUCUGUUAUAUCUGUCUGAUCAGCAGGGUAUCUGUUAUAUCUGUCUGAUCAGCAGAGUGUCUGUUAUAUCUGUCUGAUCAGCAGGGUAUCUGUUAUAUCUGUCUGAUCAGCAGAGGAUCUGUUAUAUCUGUCUGAUCAGCAGGGUAUCUGUUAUAUCUGUCUGAUCAGCAGAGGAUCUGUUAUAUCUGUCUGAUCUGUUAUAUCUGUCUGAUCAGCAGAGGAUCUGUUAUAUCUGUCUGAUCUGUUAUAUCUGUCUGAUCAGCAGAGGAUCUGUUAUAUCUGUCUGAUCUGUUAUAUCUGUCUGAUCAGCAGGGUAUCUGUUAUAUCUGUCUGAUCUGUUAUAUCUGUCUGAUCAGCAGAGUAUCUGUUAUAUCUGUCUGAUCAGCAGGGUAUCUGUUAUAUCUGUCUGAUCAGCAGAGGAUCUGUUAUAUCUGUCUGAUCAGCAGGGUAUCUGUUAUAUCUGUCUGAUCUGUUAUAUCUGUCUGAUAGAUGAACGUAAAGACCAUGAUGAUCCAGUCUCAGCCAGAGCAGAAAGGACUGAGAAACAGGGAUGCAGGAGAUCUCAAUGUGUCCUCUGCAGGCAAGGAUUUGCACACAGCACACACACAGAACCAGGAAGUUUCGUAUUACUCUUGUGGAGGCCACGCCUCUUCCUCUGCACAAACAAGGAAAUCGAAAGUUCUCUCUGAUACUCCUCUGCGCCGUUUGUUAGUGAGUGUCAAAAUGGCAGAGGCAUUUUUUGAAGAUCGGGAUUCAUUUGGCUGUUCAAUCUGCUUGGAUAUACUGAAGGAUCCGGUGACUACUUCCUGUGGACACAACUACUGUAUGUGCUGUAUUGAGGGCUGCUGGGAUCAGGACGAUCUGAAAGGUGUUUACAGCUGCCCAGAGUGCCGACAGACCUUUGCCCAGAGGCCUGUUCUGAACAGAAACACGUUGCUGGCUAAAGUGGUGGAGAAACUGAAACAUACUGCUCUUCAUGCUGCUCCUCCUGCUGCUGCUCCUGCUGCUCCUCCUGCUGCUCCUCCUGCUGCUCCUCCUGCUGCUCCUCCUGCUGCUCCUCCUGCUGCUCCUCCUGCUGCUCCUGCUGCUGCUCCUCCUGCUGCUCCUCCUGCUGCUCCUCCUGCUGCUCCUCCUGCUCUCUGUUAUGCUGGACCUGGAGAUGUGGAGUGUGAUUUCUGCACUGGGAGAAAACACAAAGCCCUCAUGUCCUGUCUGGCGUGUCUGGUCUCUUACUGUGAGACUCACCUCCAGCCUCACUAUAAUUUCCCUGCCUUAAAGAAGCACAUGCUGGUCAAAGCCUCCACGCAACUACAGGAGAAGAUCUGCUCUCAACAUGACAAACUGCUGGAGGUUUACUGUCGUACCGAUCAGCAGUGCAUCUGUUAUCUGUGUACCAUGGAUGAACAUAAAGGCCAUGAUACAGUCUCAGCUGCAGCAGAGAGGACUGAGAAACAGAAGCAGGUGGGGGAGAAACAACAGAAAUCCCAGCAGAGAAUCCAGGAGAGAGAGAAGGAGAUGCAGGAGCUGAGACGGGCUGUGGACUCUCUGAAGCUCUCUGCACAGGCAGCCGUGGACGACAGCGAGAGGAUCUUUGCUGAGCUGAUCCGCACCAUGGAGACACGGUGCUCUGAGGUGAAGGAGCUGAUCAGAGACCAGGAGAAGGCUGAAGUGAGUCAGGCAGAAGGCCUCCUGGAGCGACUGGAGCAGGAGGUGGCUGAGCUGAGGAGGAGAGAUGCUGAGCUGUUGCAGUUCUCUCACACAGAGGACAACAUCCACUUCCUCCAGAGGUUCAAAGACCACAGUGCCCCCCCUGUUUCUGAAGAGAUGCCCGCCAUCAUCCUUAACCAAAGUCAUGAUUUUAAGACGGUGAUGACCUCUGACCUCCAGGAAAAGCUAAUGCUCUGCUGUGAGGAGGGAGUAGUGGAGAUAUCAGCAGCAGUGAAAGCUGUCCACAUACUGCAGUCAGCAGAGCCAAGCACCCAAGCAGCAGCAUCUGUCGCACAAUAUCACGGAAAGUAUUAUCAAAAAUACUCUUUCAAGGAUAGAUGUGUUCAUUGUCACAAGGGGAAAAUGAGGCAUGGCCCCAUGGGUAAAUGUUUAUGGUUUAAUUAAGGAGUGAUAAUACUAUCCUCAUCUUGUAGAUAAACUAUGUGCCCUUAAAAGGAGCAGGAGAGAGUGUGUUUGUUGUGUGUCACAGUUCCACUUUUACUUUUACUUCACUACAUUCCUAGAUAAGUUAACGUUUACUCCACUGACACCCAAAAGUACUAGUUUUAGAAUGCUUAGCAGGACAGGAACAUGAUCCAAUUCACGCCCUUAUCAAGAGAACAUCCCUGGUCCUCCCUACUGCCUCUGAUCUGGCGGACUCAAUAAACACAAAUGCUUCAUUUGUAAAGGAUGUCUGAGUGUUGGAGUGUGACCCUGACUAUCUGUAAAUACAAAUAAAUAACAUAAAAAAUG